AUGCAGGAAUCUAAAGCGCAAAGUGAAGAUAUGCCAGGUACUAAACGUCAACAUGAUGGUACUUCCAAGGAGAAGUCGGAGAGAAAGUUUGAGAGAUCAGAAGAAAAGACGGGAGUGUCGAUAAGUCCUUUCAUGCCAAUGUUUGAGGGGUUCAGGGCCGAAUUGGACGAACAUCAUGAUCGGAGAGAGAGGAUUAUCAAAGCAGGCAGAGAUAUCACAGCCGGGAGCAAGAAGAUAAUUUUUGCGUUGCAGAGAGUUCAAAAACUCCAUCAGCCUCUUCCUCAAAAAAUUGCCAAGGAAACUUCAGAGAGACUGGCUACGAUUAAUGAUCUCUUUUUCAGUAUAUCACCUGAUCUCGCGGGCAUAAAUUCUUGGCGCUACCAACGACAGAUCUCAGGGGGUAUCCAAGAAUACAUGGAAGCUGUGUCCUUUUCCCACUACUUGACUGAACAAAAAUUGGUCCCUCUUGAUACUGCUCAAGCGUCCUUGCCCCAAGCUGUGAAUCUUACAGGUGAUGACUAUGUUCUCGGAAUCUUUGAUCUGGUAGGCGAGAUGAUGAGAUUUGCCAUUACGAGAAUGGCGACGGAUGGAGAAUUGCCGGGGAAAGAGGAGAGGACGAUCCUGGCUGAUCUGAGAGAUAUCAGAAUGAGAUUCGAAGAGCUGGAUACGACUAGGUGUGGAAAUGUGGGAUUGGGAAGGGAUGUGGAGAAGAAGAUGGAGGUUAUGAGGACUUGUGUGGAGAAGGUGGAAACGGCGGUUUAUGGUAUGAUUGUGAGAGGAAGAGAGAGGCCUAAAGGAUGGGUUAUGGAUAUGCCGGAUGAUAGUAAGGGUGCAGUAGAGAGUUAUUAA
This is a messenger RNA of Botrytis byssoidea, 849 nucleotides long. RefSeq lists its product as uncharacterized. The record is from RefSeq and is a predicted model, not a curated record. The transcript has 3 exons. Gene Ontology annotation, molecular function: RNA endonuclease activity; sequence-specific DNA binding; RNA binding. The coding region runs from base 1 to 849 and encodes 282 amino acids. Lineage: Eukaryota; Fungi; Ascomycota; Leotiomycetes; Helotiales; Sclerotiniaceae. Gene Ontology annotation, cellular component: cytoplasm; nucleus.